Messenger RNA from Hibiscus syriacus, 3672 nucleotides. RefSeq lists its product as uncharacterized. Lineage: Eukaryota; Viridiplantae; Streptophyta; Magnoliopsida; Malvales; Malvaceae. The record is from RefSeq and is a predicted model, not a curated record. The coding region runs from base 1356 to 3464 and encodes 702 amino acids. The transcript is spliced from 5 exons.
UUAUCCCCAUUUCUCUCUAACACUUCCUCAAAACAAUAAGCUUUUCCUUCGCUCUUCUUCUCAGCUUUCUCUAUAGAAUCAAAAAUCAAAAUUAGAUCUUCAAAGAAAAAAAAACAUUCUUUUUAUUUUUCUCUUCUUUGUACAAGAGAGUGGCCCAGUAGAUCGUAAUCUUCAGCCCCUUUUCUUCUUCAUUAUCUAGACGAUCUGAGCUCUUUAAAUGAUGCUAGAAAGCCACCCACUUGUCUGUUUCAGCUGAAAAUCAUUGCUGCAAUUUCUUUUCUGGGUUGUUGUAAAGCUUUUUAACCUGAGAAAUCUGGGAGGUUUGAAUUAUCGUCAUGGAGUUUAGCUGAUAAAUCCAUGGGAGAAUCUUGGGGGAUAUGUGAUUAAAGGACGUGGGUCUGAGGAAUGGGAACAAAAAUUCAGUCGAAAAGCUAUUUGCCAGGAUUUUAUUCAAUGAGAGAUCUCAACGAGGAUUCUAAUAGUUGUAGCUGGCCACUUUAUUACGGGGAUAAGACUUUGACAAAUGGUCAGUACUACAAUAGUUUUUUCCCGAAGGCUGUGGCAGAUUCAUAUCCUCAACAUGAUAGGGAUCGAUUGAAGAGAAAAAUGCUCGAACAUGAGGCUAUAUUUCAGAAUCAGUUGUCUGAGCUUCAUCGCCUGUAUAGAAUACAAAGGGAUUUGAUGGUUGAAGCAAAAAAUAAAGAAUUACUGAAAAAUCCGAUUCCUGUUGAACCAUCAUCAUCAUCAAGCUUGUUAGCGUCACAACUUAAAACUGAAGUUACUCACAACUGGCAUUUCCCCAACUUCUCUGUGGCAAACUUUGUUUGUGGUAGACCAUCGAUUUCUGGUGUUGAAGAUGCUCAUUCUCCCCUUAGUUCCGUGAAGGGAAGCAGCAUCCAAGCUGGUCCCUUUUUGUCCCCAAAUGGACUUAAUUCCAAGGACGUUGAGGUGCUAGACAGCAGGCCGAUGAAAGUGAGAAGGAAAAUAUUUGAUCUUCACCUUCCAGCAGAUAAGUACAUUGAUACUGACGAAGCUGAAGAGUUCAGGGAUGACACAACAUCCAGCAUGUCAAGUUAUCUUCCAAAUGGAAAUGGGAAAAUUGAGCCUGAGAGCGGUGGGAAGCAAGAUGCUCUGAGAUCUGAUGCAUGUUUGAGGGGAAAAAAUUGUUUCGCUGACUUGAAUGAUCCAGUUCAAAUCGAAGAAACCAAGUUUCCACAUUUUCUAACUUUGUUGUCCAUGAUACCUCUCAUGGAGGCCGUGAAUCGUCUGCUAAACCAAAGCCAGAACUUCUUGGCUUGCCAAAAGACAUUUCUGUGAAUUCUCAUCACCAAAGUGAUAAUCAGUCCCUAAACAAUAUGCAUGUUGGAAAUGAUGAGAAUGCUAGAGGAUUAUUUUCCCAUGUGAUUGAAGGGCACAGUAGAAGCAACUCGACUUUUGUUUCACAAAGUUUCCGGCCACAGAAGUUGUCUUUAUCGAACCAGCAUGCACAUGGUCUUUUUGACAAAGAUCCAUCAACGUUUUCACCAACUGAUCAAAGCAAGGCAGGUCUCUCAAGAGAAAGAAUGCUUCACAGUUUAGAAGUUCCGGGAAGAAAUCAUGAAAUUUCCAAUAACAUCAAUCCGGAUUCAAACAUGGGUUUCAAUGUUCCUAGUUUUGGUCCAUUUGCUUCUUCUGAUCCUGUAAAUCUAUGGUCUCAUUCAGUUUCUUCUUCGGAGAAGCCUUCCAGUAGCUUAAACCAGAAGUUCAUGUCAGUUCAGCCUUGCACAUUUAUGUAUUCAUCUGGUCUUUAUAGUAAGAGUGCUGUUAUAACACCCCAUUGCAAUGGGAAUUUCGGAGAGAAGUGGCUGGCGAGUAGCAAUUCAAGACUUAACCCAGGUUUUGUAAGAGAAUUGCCCAAUCGAAAUGGUUUUUGUUAUGGAUCCUCACCGGGAUCAAAGGAUCUUGCAAUACACUUCCUUUCAACCAGUUAUGAUUAUGCCAAUGGUGCUGCUGCUGGCAAGGGGAUCUUUGAUCAAUUCUCUGCUCAUGGUUCGACUAAGCCAUACAACUGCUCAAAUGAUGGUGAUAUGAAGUCUACAAGUGAUGUGAAUUUGAAUGUGGUGCUUUCAAACAGUUCAUCUAACAAUUCAGUUUCACUACGAGGUCCUCAAAUAGAUGGAGGAAUAAAGCAUGGAAAUCAUUCACCAGGGCUGCCAUGGAUAAGGGCCAAGCCUGCUUGUAGAAAUGAGGGCAUAAGUGCAGGAAUGGAUCUGAAUGUUGGAGAGCUGAGCUUCUCUCAAUCUUCUCCACAGCAAUCAACCAAAAAAGAUGAGAUUGGAAAUGGUUUCGGUCAAAUUUUAACACAGAAUUUGAAGUCAGAUUCAUCCUCCAUUACCUCCCCGUAUGUAUCUGUUCCUCGGCCAUCUGAAGGUGAAGGGAAAUAUAAGCGGAAAAAUAGGUUAUUUGAUAUUAAUUUGCCUUGUGAUGUGACUGUCGAUGCAAGCCAAGACAUUGUUGUAGAGAAUUCAGCCAUGGAGAAGGAAGUAGAUAAAAAGUUAUCACGUUUCAGAAAUCAUAUUGACUUGAAUUCGUGUGCCGAUGAGGAUGAAACUUCUUUUAUACCGAAUGUUCCGAGCACCGGUAUGAAGAUGACUGGAGGAAUAAUAGAUUUGGAAGCUCCACUCGUUCCCGAACCUGAGGAUGCUAUUCAUGUAGAAGAAUUAUCAGCAAAGGAAGAUGUAACUUUGGAAUCAGCAGCACAAAGCCAAGAUGAGUGCAUGCAGCAUGAACUUAUGAAGAUUGCAGCUGAGGCAAUAGUUUCCAUCUCAUCAUCCAUUCAGCACAUUCAUUUGGAAGAUGUCAGUAGCAGUUCAUCUGAAACUUCUUCGACAGACCCCCUAAAUUGGUUUGUUGAGACAGUUUCCUCUUUUUGCGAGGAUCUUGAGAGCAAGCUCGAGGCUCUUUCGAGAGAUAAAGAUGAGGGUGGAGAGGAAUCUUCCUUAGAAGAGAUCGAUUACUUUGAAUCAAUGAUUUUGAACCUAGCAGAGACUAAGGAAGAGGAUUAUAUGCCCAAACCUCUGGUUCCUGAAAACUUUAAAGUGGAAGAAACAGGAACUAGCUCAUUGUUAACAACACGAACACGAAAGGGCCUGGGAAGGCGAGGAAGGCAACGGAGGGAUUUCCAAAGGGACAUCCUUCCAGGCCUCGUUUACCUAUCGAGGCACGAGGUGACACAAGAUAUUCAGACUUUUGGAGGGCUUAUGAGAGCAACAGGCCAUUCGUGGCAGUCGGGAUUGACAAGAAAUUCUAACAGAGGCGGUUGUGGCAGAGGCAGACGACGUUCAGUAACUAGCUCUCCUCCUGCUGCCACAAGUUGCACACCAUUGGUGCAGCAGCUUAAUAAUAUCAAACUGGGGCUGGAGGACCGAAGCCUUACCGGAUGGGGAAAGACAACUAGACGGCCUCGGAGGCAAAGAUGUCCCUAGUACCAUCUCUUGCGUUAACCUAAUCAAGUAUACUACAGAGGGAACUAGGUCAUUGUUUCGAAUCACACUUGGGAAGAGCUUAUCAUGGUCCCUGGAUAGCCUUUUGUACACACAGCAGCCUGAAAUCCGGCUAUACUUAAUCGUACGUCUUCGAGUGGUUACGAACAUCUUACAUUGUCUAUAAAUAAAGUUGCAUGAUUUCUUCCAA